AUGGACAAAAGGAAGAACAAACGUGUUAAGUUCCGGAAAGAAAGAAAUACUUUUGACACGAACAGACUUCACUUGAAUACAUCACUUUGAAAUACUUUUGUUUCUAGGCCUUGGAAAAGUUGUUUACUUUUAAUUAAACAAAUGUUCCAAAUGGAUUAAUUUCGUGUCAAUGUGAUCACUAGAUUUAAAGGAUUUUUAUUGUUCUGAUAUUAAUUUCUUGAUAUUUUUGUUAGCCAAUUUAGGAAUUUAAAAAAAAAUAAUUAAAAAUUUAACAGUUAAAAGUAAGGAUGGCUUUAAGGUAGGAUCUAUCUAAUGUCAUACACCGAUGCCCGAUUCCAGUAUCUGCAAUAGUGUAUCUAUUUAUAUAAAACAACAACAAUGGCAGUUCAGUGCGAGGCAGUUGAAACGUAUGCUGCCUACAUAGAUAAAUAUGCAGAUUACCUGAAAGAGAAGUGCUCUAAACUGACUGAUUGUAUAGACAAACUACUGACAGAGGAGAAUCAACUGACAAUCAUUAGAGGGGAGAAUAUAAGCCUUAAUAAAACAUGCGGCCUAGUGUACAGAACUGAGAAUAGUACUUACACAACUCUGAAGGGGAAGUGCUCGGCCACUGAACGUGAAGAGAUUCGAUCAGACCUUGAAAACAAUUUGCAGAAUCAACUCGACAACAACAAGUUGUGGAAGGGCAUUGACACAUGUUUAAAAAACUUAUAUGGAAACACCGAGAGAACAAACAGAGUUGAGGAGAUUUGCUUGCGCGCCAGAAUUCGAAAGGAAAUCUGCAAUUCUACCAACAAUCAUCGGACAGUGGAGGCAUUCUUCAACAACGAAAUACAAAAUCUUCAGUGCAAGUGUAAGCUUUUAACACAGUCAGCUGGUUUAAGGAUGCCAGUAAUUAUCGGGAUUGGUGUCGGAAGUUUUGUCCUUCUGCUUCUGAUCUUCUGCCUCAUUUUUUGUUGUUACAGAAGAAACAGGAAACGGAAAAGAGCCCAGACAAACCGCAGUGUAGUCUAUGUACCGGGAAGUUCCGAUGGACAAGUUUACCAAGAAGUUUUGGAUGAUAAAUCUUACAACAGCUACAGACAGUCUCCUCAAGUCAAUCCUCCGUCUCUACCAUCCAGAUACAUUCAACAUACGCCAGGAGCUCAGGACGACGGAGGUUAUUUGGAUCCAGUCAUGAUAGGAAUGAAGUACAGACCCAUGCCGCCAAUUCCUCAACAAAAUUCAAACCCUGAAUACGAUAACCCACCCCGCUACAGCGAGUGUGACAAAGACGAUGUGGACAAUGGCUACUUCAAGCCUUUAGCAGACCCCGUCAAGGACGUCGCCAACAGCAGCAAGCCAUCCACAGCCACGUCUGACGUUUCUGGCUUGGAGCGAGCUAGUGAUCCAGAUCCUACAACCCCACUGGAGGACGCCCCUGUACCGUCAAGUGUUCUGUUGGGUCCCGUGCCAGCGAAGAGAACUAAAAAAGAUGAUAGAAAAGUGGAGUCUCACUAUUACUUACUUGAGGACGGCGCCCAAAAAGAUGGCUUGGAAACAACACAUUUGAGCGAAUAGUUAGAAUUAGUAAUGAAAGUAUUUAGAGCUAAAAAUAAUUGAAAUACCCGACGCAUAAUAGACCUAUAUCAUUAUAAGCUUUUUUUUAAAAUCCAAAAUAAUGCGUGGAUUAUAAGAACAGCAAGAGUAUGAAAGACUGUUACGUAAAAGAGUGUUACAUAAAAUAGUGUUAUAUACAAGAGAGUUACUCUUUUUUUAGUGUUACAUAAAAGAGUGUUACAGACCUUGUGUGUAGUUCGUCCAUAGUGGUUCGAUGAUGACCACUUUUGUCAUCAAGGGGGCUGAGGACUUUACAGAUCAUAAUGUGUAUAUUAAACACUCUAACUCUUAAUCAGACUUAUUUCAAUGUGUUUUUGUCAAAGUUUUAAAUGCAUGAUUUUAAGUAGAAUGUAAGGUUUCAACUUGAUACAACUUUGAAAUAUUAUAAUAAGUACAUACGUUGUUUUGAGAUGUAGAACUCUGUAAUGUAGGCGUGCAAGUCUGUGAGUAUGUAACAUAUAGAUAUUAAGACAAUGUACCCAAUUAGUGAAAACACAUUCAGUGAAUAUUUCACUAAGUUUUUCGACCCAAAUCAUUUCAUUAUUUUGAAAUCUUUAUUUCUGAAAUAUGUUUUUAAGACUCUCGAUCUACUUCUCAUUUCAUCCCUUGGCUUUCGUCAGUGGGCGCUGCGACAGUUCGUAGUUUUGCUGUAACAGUUCAUAGUGGUGCUGUGACAGAUCGUCGUAGGGGCGCUGUGACAGUUCAUCGUAGGGGUGCUGCGAAAGUUCGUUGUAGGGGUGCUGUGAAAGUUCGUUGUAGGGGUGCUGCGAAAGUUCGUUGUAGGGGUGCUGUGAAAGUUCGUCGUAGGGGUGCUGCGAAAGUUCGUUGUAGGGGUGCUGCGAAAGUUCGUCGUAGGGGUGCUGUGACAGUUCGUCGUAGGGGUGCUGUGACAGUUCGUCGUAGAGGUGCUGUGACAGUUCAUCGUAGGGGCGCUGUGACAGUUCAUCGUAGGGGUGCUGCGAAAGUUCGUUGUAGGGAUGCUGUGAAAGUUCGUCGUAGGGGUGCUGUGACAGUUCGUCGUAGGGGUGCUGUGACAGUUCGUCGUAGGGGCACUGUGACAGAUCGUAGUUUUGCUGUAACAGUUCGUAGUUGUGCUGUGACAGUUCGUCGUAGGGGUGUUGUGACAGUUCAUCGUAAGGGGCGCUAUGACAGUUCGUCGUAGGGGUGUUGUGACAGUUCAUCGUAGGGGUGCUGUGACAGUUCGUCGUAGGGUUGCUGUGACAGUUCAUCUUAGGGGCGUUUUGACAGUUCGUCGUAGGGGCGUUUUGACAGUUCGUCGUAGUGGUGCUGUGACUGUUCACAUAACCAAAUCCCUGCACAGCAGCUUAGCAGGCUAUCAAAAGAGAGGCCGGUCCAUUCUUUUACGUUAUCCAGCUUUUCUUUGGACGUCCCUUUCUUCGUGCUCCCUCCACUGUACCAUGAAGAAUGACUUUUACUAUUUAAUCAUGUCUUACAAUAGGACCGAACCAGCUCAGCUUUCGUCUCUUCACAGUAUUGAGUUCUUCCUUCUUGCCAGCCAGAGAGUACAAACACUAUCUAAGUAAGUCGGAGUAUUAAGGAAGAGUGCGGUAUUUUACGAGGCUACGCUAGCCCAGCCGUGGCCUCAUAUUUGAUCACAUCCUUACAGAUAAAACCACUGUCUCUGCCCACAUUUUCUCUACCACCAUUGCAGUCCUUUGUAGUAGGUUAUUAAAUGUAUACUUUAAUUAUAUUCUUUUUCAAUAAUUAAUUAUAAAUACAUGUACAGCCAUUUGAUUCAGCUAUUUGUAUAUGAAUUUUUUAAAAAGUGUAAUCAAUAAAACUUUAGAAACGGAUCCAUUUCGUUAAAGAUAUCCUGAUGAAUUUAAGUCUUAAUAAUAAUUGCAACGUGUUUGAUAUCACAGAUGAAGGAUGAACGCUGAGUUUAAUUAAUGACUCAACAUUUCAAUGCAUAGCAUCUCGUCUGACUUGUAUGGGUACUUUAAGCGGUACCUGACAUUAGUUGGGGAAAGUAAAGGCGGUAGAACCAGUGAUCAUCACAAUCAUUUCUCUUCUUGAUCUAGUGAAAAUAUUCAAUGUACCCAAUAUAGUUCCGUUUAGUUUAUAGGACGCUACAAUAACUUCUCAAGUUUAUUUAAUUAAACGAUCUAAUUGUG
Molecule: messenger RNA, 3734 nt
Organism: Biomphalaria glabrata
Lineage: Eukaryota; Metazoa; Mollusca; Gastropoda; Planorbidae
Exons: 8
Coding region: 379-1560 (393 amino acids)
Source: RefSeq, a predicted model, not a curated record